Molecule: messenger RNA, 1318 nt
Organism: Gossypium raimondii (Peruvian cotton)
Lineage: Eukaryota; Viridiplantae; Streptophyta; Magnoliopsida; Malvales; Malvaceae
Product: NAC domain-containing protein 72
Exons: 3
Coding region: 98-1138 (346 amino acids)
Biological process (GO): regulation of DNA-templated transcription
Molecular function (GO): DNA binding
Source: RefSeq, a predicted model, not a curated record
AACUCUGAAAAAAAAGAGAGAGAAAAAAACCUUUUUUUACUGUGUUUUAUUUUCUCUUGUACUAAAACUGUUUGGUCGGCAAGAAAACUUUAGAAUCAUGGGAGUGCCGGAAACUGAUCCAUUGGCUCAAUUGAGCUUGCCGCCGGGGUUUCGGUUUUAUCCAACUGAUGAAGAGCUUUUAGUGCAAUAUUUAUGCAGGAAAGUUGCAGGGCAUCAUUUUUCUCUGCAAAUCAUUGGCGAAAUCGAUUUAUACAAAUUUAAUCCAUGGGAUUUACCGAGUAAAGCUUUGUUUGGUGAAAAAGAAUGGUAUUUUUUCAGUCCUAGAGACAGAAAAUAUCCGAACGGGUCACGACCUAAUAGAGUUGCAGGGUCCGGGUACUGGAAAGCUACCGGAACUGAUAAAAUUAUUACAACGGAAGGCCGUAAAGUGGGUAUAAAAAAAGCUCUGGUUUUUUACGUCGGAAAAGCUCCCAAAGGAACUAAAACUAAUUGGAUUAUGCAUGAAUAUCGACUCAUUGAAACUUCUCGUAAAAGUGGUAGCUCCAAGUUGGAUGAUUGGGUUUUAUGUCGAAUAUACAAGAAGAAUUCAAGUGGUCAAAAACCUUUGUCAAGUGUUUCAAGCAGAGAGCAAAGCACGAAUGGGUCAUCAUCAUCGUCUUCUUCACAACUGGAUGACAUGCUUGAGUCAUUGCCCGAGUUGGACGAUCGUUUCUUUGCUUUGCCACGCGUUAACUCGUUCAAAACGCUUCAAAACGAUGUGAAACUGGGGUUUCAAAGUCUGGGGAUCGGGAAUUUGGAUUGGGGGAGUCUUGGUGGGCUUAGCUCGGUGCCUGAGCUGGUACCGAGUGGACAACCUCAAACUCAAACUCAGAGUCCGGGGAUUACUAGUUAUGGAAAUAGUAACGUAUAUGUCAGCACAAUGCCGCCUACACUUUGUCAGAUGGACGUGUCGACAAAUAAGAUUGGUAACUCGGUGGAAGAGGAAGUACAGAGUGGACUCAGAACUCAGCGAGCUGAUAACUCGGGGAUAUUUCGACAAAACUCGAAUGUGUUGAACAGUCACAACUUCUCUAACUCGAUUGACCCGUAUGGGUUUCGGUGCCCGACUCAAUCGGGUGGAUUUGGGUUUAGACAAUAAAAAGAAAGUAUAGGUAGAAGGACCAGGAAAGGAAUUUCAGAAAUUGUGUAAAUAUUUUGAAUUCUUUUGGGCUAACCUUUUGGAAUUAUAGAAACCAAAAGAGUUUAAAAAGAUGGCCAGAAUUUGAAAUUUUGCUCUGUGUUUUUAGCAUAAUUAAAAUUUUAUCAGUUUAUAAUCUAA